This is a messenger RNA of Amblyraja radiata (thorny skate), 5648 nucleotides long. RefSeq names its product transforming growth factor, beta 2 (gene tgfb2). The transcript is spliced from 7 exons. Gene Ontology annotation, biological process: transforming growth factor beta receptor signaling pathway; regulation of cell population proliferation. Gene Ontology annotation, molecular function: growth factor activity; cytokine activity; transforming growth factor beta receptor binding. The record is from RefSeq and is a predicted model, not a curated record. Gene Ontology annotation, cellular component: extracellular region. NCBI's taxonomy places the organism in Eukaryota, Metazoa, Chordata, Chondrichthyes, Rajiformes, Rajidae. The coding region runs from base 677 to 1921 and encodes 414 amino acids.
CCUGAUGUUAUCUGCUGGCAACGCUCCCUCUCACACACACGCACUCUCUCUCUCUCGCACACACACACAAUCUCCCACUCACUCACUCUCCCAUCCAGGGAUCUUUUAUUAGCAGGAGCAGCGGAUAUAACGGUUCGCUGCUUAGAUUUAUUUUAAGUAUAUAAAGUUAUUUUCUAAUAAGCAGGACAACUCUGCUUUACUUUUUUUUAAACGUUGCAUUUAUCAGAUUACAUUUUUUUUGGCAAGUUUCUCUUUUUUUUUAAAUCUCACCGUGGACCCAAGAACUCAUCCCUGGUGGAAUAAAGCUGGUGUUUUAUUUUGCAUUUCAUUGGAGAAAAAGAGAGAGAGAGAGAGAGAGAGAGAGAGUAAAUUGGGCGAAGUUUAAAGACUUGGUGCGGACUGCAAUGAAGUGAAGGUGUGUUUAUCUUCGGCAGUAGCAGUGUUGGUGUCGGGAUUGGCGCUGCGGCGAAGAGGCAGCGCUUGGCUAGUUUGGGAACUGCACCACUUUGAGAAUCAAGAAUAAGCAACACGAAAGAUCCUCGCGCCUUUUUUUGUUGUAAAUAUCUAAUCUGGUAUUUUUUUUUCGUGUGGAGAUUACGAUCUACAGCUGCUUUUCUCCCCCCCCCCCUCUCCUCUCCCCCUCCUCCCUUCAACUUCCAACUGCCCAACUUUGAAAAUGCACCACUCCAUUUUCACUGUGUUUCUCACGCUGGAUUUCGCGAUGAUCGCCGCUUGCUUGUCGACCUGCAACACUCUCGACCUCAACCAGUUCAAGGAUAAGAGAAUCAAGGCCAUCCGAGGGCAAAUCCUCAGCAAACUGAAACUCACAAGCCCCCCGGAACAUUACCCGGAGCCAGAUGAGGUCUCGACAGAGGUGAUCGCGAUUUACAACAGCACCAGGGAUUUGCUUCAGGAGAAAGCGAACGAGAGGGCUGCCUCUUGUGAACGAGAGAGGAGCGAAGAGGAAUAUUACGCAAAAGAAGUUUACAAGAUCGAUACGGAUACAUAUAAUUCCCCUGAAAAUGUCAUCUCAUCCCCACAAUACAACCGAUACUUCAGACACGUGCCUUUUGAUGUCAGUUCAAUGGAAAGAAAUGCUUCCAACCUGGUGAAGGCAGAGUUCAGAGUAUUUCGUAUGCAGAAUCCAAAGGCAAAAGUCGAAGAACAACGAAUAGAACUUUAUCAGAUUCUAAAGAAUAAGGAGGUGUCAUCUCCGAGUCAUCGAUACAUUGACAGUAAAGUGGUACGAACGAGAACUGAAGGAGAAUGGCUAUCCUUUGAUGUUACAGAGACUGUCCAUGAAUGGUUACGCUAUCGAGAGAGAAACCUUGGAUUUAAAAUAAGUCUACAUUGCCCAUGUUGCACAUUUGUGCCUUCAAUUAAUUUUAUUAUACCAAAUAAGAGUGAAGAACUGGAAGCCCGAUUUGCAGGAAUUUCCGACAACUAUCCACGAGAUUUUUCCGGCGUUGACAAGGGGAAGCUUAAAAGUAAACACUAUAAUGGGAAAGCAGCACAUCUCCUGCUCAUGCUGUUACCGGCCUACAGACUUGAGUCUCAGCACUCCAGCCGGAGGAAGAAGCGUGCGCUGGAUGCCGCGUUUUGCUUUAGAAAUUUACAGGACAAUUGCUGUUUACGCCCACUGUACAUUGACUUCCGAAGAGACCUAGGGUGGAAGUGGAUUCAUGAACCUAAGGGCUACGAUGCCAACUUCUGUGCAGGGGCCUGUCCUUACUUGUGGAGCUCAGAUACUCAACACAGUCAGAUACUUGGCCUGUACAACAAUAUCAACCCCGAAGGCUCCCCUUCCCCUUGCUGCGUUUCUCAAGACCUGGAGCCCCUCACCAUCCUCUACUACAUUGGCAAAAAUCCCAAAAUUGAACACCUCUCGAAUAUGAUUGUUAAGUCUUGCAAAUGCAGCUAAGAACGAUUACAUCCCUUGAAAAUCCCAGGCUCAUCAGUGUUAAACAAAAGAACAAUACACGGUACUAGUUUGAACUAUUUGGAAACUUUUUUUUCGUUUAACUACCAACAGAAACAAAUGGAAUAAAAAAUGUACAUUGAAGGCUUUAUUUCUAUCCUUCAUCUACUAUUUUAGUGUGAUAGAUGAGACACAGAACCUUUAAUUUUUAAAAAAUAAAACACUGGAAGAAUUGUAAGUGUUAAUAUGUGAAAUAAAAUGAGUCCCACUUAGUGGAAAUGUUGUACAGGUCCCGUGCCUUACUUGAUCUCUUGUGUAUUGUUAUGCAGUUGGCAUCCUAUAUACCCCUUUCUUUGGGCACGUAUAAUCAAAUGUAUUGCUGGUAAGUUCAUUAAGGGGAUGUGUUAUUGGGUCAAUGUGGCUGGAAAGGAUAAGAAAAUUUGAAAUCAAUGUAAAUGGUCAAAUAUCAUAUUGGCUUGGAAUGCUGGCAGUAAGCGUUUGGGCCUAAACAUGAGAAUUGAUAGGAGAAAGUAGGAAGGCCAGGUGGAACACUUAAAAUCAAAAUCUUGAGAUUCUUAUCGGAGAAAUGUCUUCACGGUGAAGAAUUUCUGGCUAGAAAAAGAUUUGAAUAAUUUGGUGAGAAGGCUAACAGUUGGGGUUAAUUUUUCAAAACAGAAGUUCAGACAAUGCUUUUUCUCUCUCUUUCUCAGUAGUUUCAACCACAUAUUAACCUCAAAAAUGUAGUGGUACAGAGUCUUACUCAAUAAGUGCUGUUGGGGUAUUAAGCUGCAGCAAUCAGAUGUGGUUGAUGGAGAAUGCUCCAAAUUUCCCAACUAUUAAAGUCAAUGGCUAGUAGAUCCAGGUGGCAGAUAUUUUUCUCAUUAAAUAAUUGUACAUCUAUUUUUAUAUACUACUUUGCCAAUAUGAUUCCAAAGUUCGCCAGUUCUGGCGAAUCUGACCUUGUGUUUACAAAUCUUCGUGCAAAAUUGUGAUGCCCCUUUUGCAGUGCAGGUCAGAAGUGCAGAGGUCAGCAUUCACAGUUUGUGAGACUUGUAAUAUUGUGGGCCUCUAUUUUUAAUAUCUGAAAUACUGGCUAAGUAUUAACUCAGGUUCAGUGAUCUUUUUGCCAUCUCUUCAAUAAUCUGGGCUCCUGUUGAGCAAGACCACACAACAGGAGCAGAUUCCUCCAAAUCCAGGGCAAAUGUAUUUGCAAAAACAAAUGCAGAGCACAGAUAUAUCUGUUUUCAUUGAGUUUUCAGUUUCUUGGGUUCUGUAUUUAAACUUCAUCAUUAAAAGCAGUUCAUGAAAUGCACUUGCUCCCGCAUACCGAAAUGAAGGUGUGCAAAAUAACACUCGUUUUCUCCUUUCUCCAAAUUGUUCAUCGACCUAUAUACAAAAUUUCAACUCUGAUUCUUCGUUAAUUUCUGUUUUCAAAUCUAUCAGUGUGAUGCUUUAUUGUUGCCAGUUUAAUUAUGAGUGAACAAUUAGCAAACACAAAACUGAAAUGUGUACAGUAUUGUUAAAAAAUAAAGAAAAUAGAACAACAAUAUGAAAGUGAUGCUUCUGUUUACACCGAGGUUAAAACGUUUUAUCUAUAAGGGCAGCCGAGCAGGCUUCUCUGAGCAGGCACCCAUUCUGUUUCAGGCUGGAAACAGGUCAAUAGUAAUGAUACCAGGAUUGUGCCUUUUUAAUCAUGUUACACUAGGGAUGCUGUAAGAUGCUGCAACAUGGAAUAAGAGCAUGUGAAUGAAUCUGUGUCUGCAGUUCUUCAAGUGGUAUUCAUUUUAAGCGGAGACCAACUAUUUUUUCCACAGAACUAAAAUUAUUAGGGUUCAUUAAUCCAUUAAAACCCCAUGUCUUAUCAUCAUUAAUAUAGUUCCUUCAUGUGCUUUAUGAACACUGGGAUGCAUCCAUUUUCCCCAAGAGCUUCAUUACUUUCUUUUGUUGUACGACCUCAGAAGUUUAAGUAAUAGUGCUGGAUUCUUUUGUAGUGCUCUGCUGGUAGAAGAAGCAUGUGUGGUCGGAGCUGUAGCUGAAAGUUGGAGAAGCACAGAUCUCUCCUCCCCAUCCCAUAGGAAUAUUACUUCCUGAGCAGGAGAUCCAUGUUUUAAUCCUGCUCCACAAAGUCCACAGGAUUUCUGAAUUUGUUGCCUUUGUGUCUGUGGCCACCUGAUAUUGUCUCCUCAGCAGGAUGCUACUUAAAUCUUAGUCAAGAAACAGCAUUAUAACCAGCAACAUGAUUAUGAGAUGACUAACUUGAAAUAAAGGCUCUGAAUGGCUGGUGCAGACAAAGUCAUGGGUUCAGUAGUCAUUGUUUUAGGAAAAAAGGCAAGGAAAUUGAUCAAAUUUUCAAGACAAAUCAAUGCAGGCAAGAUUGACUUCCUUCUGCAUAGUAUGAUAGCUGUCCAGAGAGCUAUCUACUCUCUGCACAGCUCCAGUAAUAGUCCUGGUGGGUGACUCCAGUAUGGUGCAGGAACAGCAGGAAAACAGCCUGUAUAUCUAUAAUCAUAGCAUCUCACAGCUGAGGAGGGCAGGAAUAUCCAAGUGCUCGAGUUUAUUUAGUUGGAGAAUUAUAAAAAGUCAAUGUAAUCAAACUGUAAGCUCUUUUUUACUUCCAAUGUAUUUUAAUUGUGAAAAACUAUUUUAAAUAUUAAUUUCAAAAGUAUUCUGUUAUUAUACUCUGGGAAUAUCCCACUGUUGUGACUAUUUCCAUUCAUAUCUUAAGUGCAAAGUAAAUAUAAGGUCACUCGAAAAAUAUGCAAGAAACUCUGUGCUGAAAUUUCACAAGUUAACUCAUGGAAAUAACAGUGACCUUUGACAACUUCCUUAAGAUAUACAGUGGAAAAUAUGCUGAUGUAGUUGUACAAAUAAAAUAAAUAUCCAGAUUCCCUUCAUUACUUCUUAUGACUCACUGAUGUGGAUAGGGCAUUCAUUUAAAAAUCCCUGUGCCUGCAGUGCUCAUCAUACCAGAUGAUAAAACCAUGUUAACUAUUUUAUAACACUGCCUAUUCGUUUUAGAUCUUUUCCCCUAUGAUUUACAUUGUUCAUUGAGAUAUAAAGAGUAAAUCAUUUUAAAGGGUCCGUGCCUUCAAACAAAAAGUAGCUGGCAAAAUGUCUUUCAUUUGGCAAGUGUGAAGACUCAUACAUCAUCUUCAUUAUUGUAAUAUUGCCUGCAAUGAUACAUUUUGGCUGGAUUUACAUGUAUGAGGUAAUUGCAUCAUGUGUUUCAGACAAAUGACAAAAAAAUGUUUGCCAAAUACGUUUUUCAUGAAGACAGUGGGCUGAACUUAGUUCUCAUUUAACACUUUUUAAAGAUCAGUUAAAAUUCACAAACCAUGCAUUGUGGAUAAAUACGUGGAAACCGCUUCUGACAUUGAAGAUGCCAGUUGCAAGCACUUUUGUCAGGGAUAACCUAUCUUUAACUCUCUGAGUGUCAUUCAUUGUGGAUGGUGUGAGGGUCUCUAUAUAUGAAUGGCAUAAUUUUUCUUUUAAUUCUUAUUGAAAGAGAUAGGAUGCCAGAAUGUCAAACUAUGCGUGACUGCGCUGGACGCAGGCAAAUGUUAAAUGCUUUUUUUAAAUAGAAUCUAAGACCUAUCUGUAUUUUGCUCAGUAAAUGCUUCUGCUGAUUUUUUUCUUUGCCCCAUUAGGAUGAAGUUUAUUUUCCUCAGGAUUGCACUGAUACUAUUAAGCUUUCUCUUGUAAUGCUGAAGUCCUUGAAUCUAUUGUUUUU